Messenger RNA from Austrofundulus limnaeus, 3964 nucleotides. Its product is annotated as disks large-associated protein 1. NCBI's taxonomy places the organism in Eukaryota, Metazoa, Chordata, Actinopteri, Cyprinodontiformes, Rivulidae. Gene Ontology annotation, cellular component: postsynaptic specialization; glutamatergic synapse. The record is from RefSeq and is a predicted model, not a curated record. Gene Ontology annotation, molecular function: molecular adaptor activity. Gene Ontology annotation, biological process: signaling.
UGGUGGUGGUGGUUCAAGGGCCAGCCCAGAAGGUGCGGCUCCUCAAGCAGGAGCGCGCCACCGGAAGCGCAGCAAGAGCCGUGAGCGCUGUCGAUCAGCGGAGCCCAAGCAUCGAAGUUAUCACCACCACCACCACCCCCAGCUCCAUGGUUCAGCAUCUGCUCCAGGCUCCGGGUAUUGGAGCUCAGAUGACAACCUGGAACGGGAGCUGUGUCUCUACCACCCUCAUCAUCACCAACCUCCUCCCUCACCUUCCCUCUCCAUUUCCCCUUCACCUGUUGCCAUGUCAAUGGCCCAGUGCCACGGCAACAAUCCUGACAAGUAUCCCCAGACUCCCCUUCCAAGUCUCCCCUCUUCACAGUCCCAGCAAUACUUCAUGGUUGACCCCUAUGGGACACUAAACGAGCACACACACACCCAUGCACGCCAUGGCCACACACACCACUCUGCACUCAAAGCCUCCCGGAGCAACAGCGAUAUGAAAUAUGCAGCAUCGUCAGCAUGUGUGCCAGUUAGUGGUAGCAGCAAUAACAUCGGUGGAGGUAUCGGUGGAGGAAGUGGCCCCUUGCUGCCAUUGGGUCUUGUGGACGGACCACAUGAGAAGAAAGGGGCAUGGUCGUCAAGCCUUACGGUGAGCAGGGCCAGAGAGGUCUACUCCAACAACAGCAGCCACAACCAGCUACGAGCCAGCGCAGGAUCCGGUAACCUAGACCUAGAUAGAGCUCUAGUCAAAUCUAAGGGCAGUCAGCAGCAGGACCACUCUUGCCAUUUCUUACAGGUACCUCAGGAUGAGUGGAGUGGUUUCUCUCCUCUGGGAAAGGAGGAUGACAUCCCCUGUCGGAGGAUGAGAAGUGGCAGCUACGUCAAAGCCAUGGCUGAAGACGACAGUGGGGACUCAGAGGGGAGUCCCAAACCCUCACCCAAAGUCCAGGCUCGGAGAGCCAGCUACCUGAAAGCCACACAGCCAUCGCUGACUGAGAUGACCACACUGCAGAUUUCAACAGAGCACUCUCCCAAGCUGCAGAUUAGGAGCCACAGUUACCUCCGUGCAGUCAGUGAAGUUUCAAUAAACAGAAGCCUGGACACCCUGGACCCCAAAACCCUCCUGGACCCCAAAUCAUUGCUGUCCUCACCCCAGUACCGUUCACGGAAUGAAAGCUACAUGAGAGCCAUGAGCACUAUCAGUCAGCUGAGUGAGGUGGAAGUGAACGGACAGAUUGAGCAGGUCUGUGAGCAGGUCUACAGUGCGUUGCAGUCUCAAGCUAUGGACAAUGCGAUGGACAGUUUGGAGACCAUGGACACCCUGCCCAUGCCCGGAUGCUUCCGUAUGAGAAGCCACAGUUACGUGAGGGCGAUUGACCAAGGGUGUUCUGGGGAUGAGGAAGGAGAAGGAGGGAGACCCCUGCUGCUGCUACCAUCCUCACCACCACGCACAUCUGCAACGACUGUCAGGACCAUCCAGAGCAGCACAGUUUCAUCGUGUAUCACCACCUAUAAGAAAACCCCUCCACCAGUACCUCCACGAACCUCCACCUGCUCCACAGCCUCCAAGCCAUUUAUCUCCAUCACCGCCCAGAGCAGUACAGAGUCUGCACAGGAUGCUUACAUGGAGGAGGAAGGACCCAGAGGUGACAUGACGAUCCAGUCAGGGUUAAGUAACUCAACAGAAAGCAUCGACAGCAUGAAGGCCCUCACAGCUGCCAUAGAAGCUGCUAACGCUCAGGUCCAUGGACCAGCCAGUCAGCAUGUCAGUAACAGCACCAUGACAGUUAGCUCACCCAACCCAGCGGUCCUCAGCAGGGGGCAGGUUGUUGUUGAAGACCACUGGGACGAUUACAAGAAAGAAGCACUCAGGAAGGGCAAAUGUCUCUCCAUAGGAAUCCAGGUUGAUGGACCAGAGGAGGUUCCAGAUCCAGAGGAUCCAUCCAAAUUCCAGUCUGUGGGGGUACAAGUGGAGGAUGACAGAGGAUAUCGAAGGUUUCAGCGUUCCAACAGCGUGACGACAGCUGUACAGGCAGACCUGGACUUGCCGGACCUUCUGGACACACCUUUGGACUCUCCGAACCUUCACAGGGACAUCUUGUCACCUCGUGGUCUCUGUCGACAGUAUUCACGUGAUGCUGCCACCUCCACCGUCAGCAUCCAGGGCUCAGGGAACCACUAUCAUGCCUGUGCCUCUGAUGACUAUGAGGACGUGGGCUUUGAUCCAUCCAUCCUGCCCCCUCCAGACCCCUGGAUCGACACUGUAACUGAUGACCCACUUGAUGCCAACUUCAGUAGUUCUGCUAUCCUGGAGGUGGUCCAGAGGUCGGUCUGUCAGAGAGACGGACGCUGGUUUCUGAAGCUGCUCCAAGCUGAGACUGACCGCAUGGAGGGCUGGUGUCGACAGAUGGAGCUGGACCAGCUGGAGAAUGACCUGCCUGAAGACAUCCUGGAGAAGAUGAGGGGUGCUGUUGGAAGUGCACAGCUUCUGAUGUCCCAGAAGUUUCAGCAGUUCAGGGAGCUGUGUGAAGAUAACCUGAGCCCCAGCACCAACCAUCGGCCGGCAGCUUCAGACCUGGCUGGAUUCUGGGACAUGCUUCAGCUGUCUAUUGAGAACAUCAGCCUGAAGUUUGAUGAGCUUCACCAGCUCAGAGCCAACAACUGGAGAGCUCUGGAUCCACCUGAGAGAAAGAAUGAAGACCACUGGAGUGAAAUCAGAGGACUCGCUUCAGCUGAGAGGCGACUUCCACCCCCAGUGCCUAAAAAGCCACUUAAGGGUCCUCAUCAUCACCCACCUCUGGCCAGAGACCGGUCACUGGAGAGCUCCGAGAAGCAGCGGCAGGAGGCCCGCAAACGCCUGAUGGCUGCCAAGAGAGCGGCAUCUGUCCGUCAGAACUCAGCUACAGAGAGCGCCGACAGCAUCGAGAUCUACAUUCCUGAAGCGCAGACCCGGUUAUGAGGCCUAACACGGGCCUUCUACUCCCCCUACAGAAAACUGGAACAUGGACAGUUGUUAACUUCAAGGUAGAAAGGUGUAACCUAAUGUGAAUAUUUUACUAAUCCAGUGUUUUUUCUUUUUUGCUUCUCUUCAGUUUUUACCUGAUCAGUUGUGUUGGAGUUUAUUAGAACCAGAGCUGAACCCAGUAUUUAGUUCAGGUUCAGGUUCAUGUCUCGUUUUAAUACGGGACUCAAUCAUUUAUAGCUUUAUGCUGUAAAACAACAGAAAUGCCAAAACUUUAUGACCACUACUAUGAAUUUAUAUGCUAAACAUCCGCAUGAGCCUUGAUGCAACUCUUAAGCCUUCUUAAAGCUCUCCUCUGCUGUUUAACCACAACAAGACUUUUAGUCAGAAAACUUUGUCUGAAAGUUGGAUUGAACAGAACAGUGUUGGUUUCUCAGUGAGAUGAUGGGUGAAUUCUUCCAGUAUUGAGUUAAAAGUAAAACCUAAAUUAGAGUCUGUUCACCUCAGAGAUAAAACUGGUUUGUUUAUUUGUUCUGAAUCAUAAGAACAGAAGCCGUAUCUCACUAGACUGGGACUGUAGGAGACUCAAAAUUGUAAGAAAAUGCACAAAUUUUCUUCUUGAGUGUUUGCAAUGAGGUGUAUAAAUCAGCAGCUUUAUUACAUUACAGUAUAUUGAUUUGUUUGGAUGAUGAUACAAUGCUCCUCCAUGUCACAAAGUCUGUUGUGAUACCAUCGAUAUGUGAUGACAUAUGUCCAUCUAACACAAUAAUUUAGAGAUUUAAAGAUUGUGUCAGAUGGUCGAAAUGAUUGAACAUUUGGAACAGGUGUUCAAUGAAACAUGGAGGAACAGGUGAUCAGGUCAUGCAGCAACCAGCAGGGGUGGGGCUACCUUUAAAAAGAAAAACGAAAAAAAAAAUACAGAAGUUUAGAUGACGUGUCCAGCUCACACAAGGCAAAAGUCUGAGUGCUGAUAGAACGGCAAUCCUUCAUAUUGGUCAGGCAGCCAGGAAAUGAACAGCC